AUGACGCGUAAUCGCGUAUCUUCACCUCGGAAACUGAGAAGCACGUCGUAUUGCCGGCGGGAAGGAUCCGAUUUGCAGCCACGGAAAACCGAAUUCGAGCAACUCUUCCCAGUGGGUCAUAGAGACAAAUUGGGUGGGGGCCGGUCUGUGUAUGGUAACAGCAUACAAAGUUUGACUGAUUACAAAGAAGACAAACACUACCAGCCAGGAAUGAAGACAGUUACAGAGACGAUAAGUCUGAAGCCAAAUCCGUGUGUCAAUUUCCAUUUUUGUGCUCACAUUGAUCAAGCUCUCUCUGGUCUCAAAUUGUUAGUGGAUGGAAUGGGAACACAAUGA
Arabis nemorensis is the source of this 336-nucleotide messenger RNA. NCBI's taxonomy places the organism in Eukaryota, Viridiplantae, Streptophyta, Magnoliopsida, Brassicales, Brassicaceae. The record is from the annotation of a GenBank genome assembly.